GAUGCCAGUAUUUUUCCAGGUAAUCAUCUUUGCUUGGCUGAAUGUUCCUCAGAUUCAUGGAAGAAGCAAUGGCCUAGCAAAGAUUCAGCUGACAUGAGUUGGCUGAAUAAAGGAUCAGCUGAUGCAUCAUUUAAUUGGAUGCAGAUUCAGCGAUCCAUCGAUUUCGUUGCGUGA
Thelazia callipaeda (thelaziosis nematode) is the source of this 174-nucleotide messenger RNA. NCBI's taxonomy places the organism in Eukaryota, Metazoa, Nematoda, Chromadorea, Rhabditida, Thelaziidae. The record is from the annotation of a GenBank genome assembly.